This is a messenger RNA of Linum trigynum, 2255 nucleotides long. The record is from the annotation of a GenBank genome assembly. Lineage: Eukaryota; Viridiplantae; Streptophyta; Magnoliopsida; Malpighiales; Linaceae.
CCGAUAGAAACUUUGUUUCUAUCAUUUGGUAUCAAAGCCCUCAUGAGUCCUUCGAAACUCACUGAUCCAGCAUGGGCUCGUACGAAGCAGCUGAUAGAGUUCACGUUAUCUGAACUCAAGCGUGAGGCUCAGGAACACGGGUGGAUAGCAGCGGCCGCGGAAGAGGCAGCCGAUCCGUCCGAGGUGGUCUCCGUACCGUCGGGCCCGACGCGGCGCGCGAGAGAGACGGCGCCCGAGCUGCCAGCAGGAGCGGGCGAUGGGCGCGCGAAGGGGGAGGAGGGUGCGAACGACGGCGCAACAAUGGUGGCGGCAGAGCAGUCGAACCUUCAGGCCGUUGCAAUAGAAGCUGUCUCUACUACUGUCGUUCCAUCAUCAACACCGCAGGCCUGUGCGUUGUCCCUGGCUGCUGCAGAAGCACCGCGCGACGGUGAGCACAAGCACGAUGGAGCAUCACAAAUCACCCCUUCUAUAAUCAUCUUGGCAUUGUCAGAGCAUAUACAUGAGGCAAGACCCACGUUAAUCCCUAAUCUAGAUGAUGGAACCCUAUUUUGCCUUAUUGAUUGCGUUGACAUGGAAAAGGUAGAGAGAUAUGUUGGUUCUGGAUCAUAUUUGGAUCAUUUAAGUUCAGGUUGGAAAUUCCGAAGGAAGACAUUCCAUUUCGGGAAAUUGGAAGAAGACAUAUUAAUGGGGGAGCUGAAGGAAGAGCAAAAGGCGAUGUUAAGCAUGAGAAAAUCUCCGAUAAUCGGGCGAACGUGGAUGUAUGAGAGCCCAUGGGAGAAGUAUGAGAUCGUAGGAAGCUAUGGGAGCCAGUGCUGUACGGUGAUCGAUCCGGCGAGGAGAGCAGUAAACGCCGGGGUUCGGCGGAAGGGUGAUGCGUCGCCGAAUGCGACGCUGGGGAAAGACAUGUUCUUGUGGGCGUUGAAGCUCGGGUUCGACGAAGGGGUGUUCUAUUAUGAUAGGAAGACGAAGGGUGGCCAAUUGGGUUUCGAAACUGAAGAAGGUAAGCAAGGAGUUGGGCUGCCAAAGACGAGAUGGGAACUGAGGAAGGGAGAAUGCAGGGGCUCUUCUUACGUAAGGAUCAUAUGUAUUUAUGGAGUGGAGGAGUUUGUUGUAACUCCAAAGGUAGGCUUGGAAUGGGUUGUUAGGAGUGGGUUUGAUGAAGAGAAGUACAUGACACAUAUUGGCUUUCGUGGUCCUGGAGACUUUGUGGCGUCAGAGCUUCAAAAGGAAUACAAGGAGACAGCAGCAAGUGCCGUUACUAUGGCUGGGAAUCUCAGCCGAGUUUCAGCCUCUCGGGUGGUGCCGCGGAUGUUCGCGGCGUCAGUUGAGACCCUUUUUGCUUUAGCCGAUAUCACGGAAGGGGAAACAGCCUGUGGCGCCGGGAUCUCGGCCCAAAUGAGAAGCUCGUUUAAUCGAUCCAAGUACGGAAUGAAGAUGAAGUGUCGUGUAGUUAAUGAAGAGUGCAAUGAUGGGAGUCUAGUGGGCGGUCAGUGGCUGGGUGAAAUAAUUAAGGAGAAGGAGUUCGCAUCGAAUGCAAAAGUACAGAAAGGCGAGAUCAAAAACAUUAUUAUAUCAAUCGAGGUUGUAGAGUACGAAUCUACUGUAGAAUCUAGUGAGUUGACUAUUGAUGGGCUGGCUAGAGGUGCGGUUGUCUUCAUGAAUGCAACCCACGGUGUUGAAGCACAGUUGAGACAUUUCGUGGCAUGAACAGAUGUGAGCAAAUGGGACCAAAUUUAUGUGAAAGCUAGGGGGUUGCACGAAGCUCAUGAAUUGCACAAGGCCACAAGCAAAGAGGGUGGCACUUGGGAUGUCAUUAGCGGGUUUACUACAAGUUUGGUUUUCCUCAAGUGGAUCAAGGUUCCUGGGCGCAUUUGGACAGAGGACAUGAGGUGUGGAGUUAUGGAUUGGGGAAUGGUGGUGGUAAGGGAGAUGAUUAAUAUUUGGGAUGCUAAUGAUGGAAGUAGGGACGUGGGAGAAAUUGCUAGCAUCGUCCUCGGUGGGAAAUUCACAUAUACGGGAGUUGCUUGUUUUGGAGUCCUAACCGAGUGCCAUAAUGCAAAUUGGAAGAACAGGAAGCGACGGAAGAAUCGACUCCUAGAUUGUACGAGAAAGGUGGAGGUGUGGUUCAAGUUGGUCAACCUUGAGGGCAAGGUUGGUCUCAAGGGGGAGGGGAUGAUAGAAACCAACUUCAGUUCGGGUUCUAUAAUUAUUAUUAUAUUAGAGUAAUUAGUCUUUUAGUCGCAUUAGGUUAAUUG